CGUGAGUGCAUAUCCAUCCACGUCGGUCAAGCCGGUGUUCAGAUGGGCAAUGCAUGCUGGGAACUGUAUUGCCUUGAACAUGGGAUCCAGCCUGAUGGUCAGAUGUCCAGUGAUGAAACUGUCGGAAGUGGAAAUGAUUCCUUUAACACUUUCUUCAGUGAGACAGGAGCCGGUAAACAUGUUCCCAGAGCAGUGUUUGUGGACCUAGAGCCAACUGUAGUUGAUGAAGUGCGAAGAGGCACAUACAGGCAGUUAUUCCAUCCUGAGCAGCUCAUAACUGGGAAAGAAGAUGCAGCGAAUAAUUAUGCCAGAGGCCAUUAUACCAUUGGCAAGCAGAUCAUUGACCUAGCGCUGGACCGCAUUCGCAAACUGGCUGACCUGUGCACAGGGCUGCAGGGUUUCCUCAUCUUCCACAGUUUUGGCGGGGGCACCGGUUCAGGGUUUACAUCUCUGCUGAUGGAACGGCUCUCUGUUGAAUACGGCAAAAAGUCCAAGCUGGAGUUUGCCAUUUAUCCAGCCCCACAGGUGUCCACGGCUGUGGUAGAGCCUUACAACUCCAUUCUGACCACCCACACCACACUGGAGCACUCUGACUGUGCCUUCAUGGUGGAUAAUGAAGCCAUUUACGAUAUAUGCCGUCGUAACCUUGACAUUGAGCGCCCCACUUACACCAAUUUAAACCGAUUAGUUGGGCAGAUCGUUUCAUCGAUCACUGCUUCGCUGCGUUUUGAUGGAGCCCUCAAUGUGGAUCUGACAGAAUUCCAAACUAACCUUGUUCCAUACCCACGGAUCCAUUUCCCGCUGGUGACCUACGCCCCUAUCAUCUCUGCUGAGAAGGCCUAUCACGAGCAGCUGUCCGUGGCCGAUAUCACCAACGCAUGCUUUGAGCCGGCCAACCAGAUGGUGAAGUGCGACCCGCGCCACGGCAAGUACAUGGCCUGCUGCAUGCUAUACCGCGGCGAUGUUGUCCCCAAAGACGUCAACGCUGCUAUCGCUAGGAUCAAGACCAAACGUACCAUUCAGUUCGUGGAUUGGUGCCCGACUGGAUUCAAGGUGGGCAUUAACUACCAGCCUCCGACGGUGGUGCCGGGUGGUGACCUAGCAAAGGUGCAGCGCGCGGUGUGCAUGCUGAGCAACACCACGGCCAUUGCUGAAGCGUGGGGUCGCCUCGACCACAAGUUUGACCUGAUGUAUGCUAAGCGUGCUUUUGUGCAUUGGUAUGUGGGGGAAGGGAUGGAGGAAGGAGAAUUUUCUGAAGCCCGGGAAGAUCUGGCUGCCCUUGAGAAAGAUUAUGAGGAGGUCGGCAUAGACUCCGUGGAAGCAGAGUCUGAGGAGGGAGAUGAGUACUUUUAA
This is a messenger RNA of Eurypyga helias (sunbittern), 1353 nucleotides long. Its product is annotated as tubulin alpha-3 chain. Gene Ontology annotation, biological process: mitotic cell cycle; microtubule cytoskeleton organization. Bases 43 to 1353 code for a protein of 436 amino acids. Lineage: Eukaryota; Metazoa; Chordata; Aves; Eurypygiformes; Eurypygidae. Gene Ontology annotation, cellular component: cytoplasm; microtubule. The transcript is spliced from 4 exons. Gene Ontology annotation, molecular function: structural constituent of cytoskeleton; GTP binding. The record is from RefSeq and is a predicted model, not a curated record.